CAAUUGGGUGGGCCCCAGAAACUGCGAAGGCAGGGCACCCCCCCAAAAUCAACCAACAGGCUGAGAUGACAGUCCAUGCAAAUGCUGGCACUUAGCUCCUUUUGGUAUAUCCUCAAGAAACAAACACUGAAAUCUGAGAGAGGGAGAGAGAGGGAGAGAGAGUCUCGGGCUAGAAAGGAAGGAGUGGAGCGAGGAUUUGGGCAAGAAAUCAGAGAGAGGGAGAGAGAUUCUAGUGGUUGCUUUAGAUUUGGCAUUUAAAGUUUGAAUGCUAAAAAAAUGGUUUCGUUAUAUUUAGCCAUAUGAUCUCUCUCUCUCUCUCUCUCUGACAGACAAACAAACACUGGGUGGCCUCAGAAAAAUCCGAAGAUCACAGAUACUCUCUCUCUCUCUCUGCAUAUAUUUUGCUUUCUAUAUAUACACACGCACAUACUCGCACGAUCUUUGCUGAAUUAUGGUUGCUGUUCUUCUUUCCGUGUAAGUUGCUGAUCUUGACUCCAUGACCUGCAAGAUUGUGUCGUGUGAUCUACAGAUACAGAUUUGGGUUCUCUUGAUUCAUCCCCUAAGAUUUUGCUUUUGAAGUUUCUACGACGCCCCCCCCAAAACCUCAGAUCUCGAUUCUUUUAGAUUUUGGGUAUGUCAAGAUUUGGUGGAUCAGUUUCUGUACAUGACCCAUUUGGGUUCCCUAUUUAAGGUUUCUCUGUACAUGACUGGGCUGAGACCAGGAAAGGAUGGCUCAGAGGUGUAGCAAUAGCAAUGGCGGUAUCGGGAAUCGAUCUUCAAGAAAGUUGAAGCAAAAGAGAGUCCCACAAAGAGGACUGGGUGUUGCUCAGCUUGAGAGGAUUAGGGAAGAGGAACAGCGGAAGAAAGAGGCUGCUGCUAUUUUGUCACCCAAUUCACUUACUUUGCCAAGCAAUUCUUCUUCGUGCUUUGCUGUUCAGUCCUCUCCCAGUUUCAGGCCUAACCCUUCAAUCCCCAAUUUGGAUGGUUUGUAUCCAAAUUCUUCCGUGUUAUUACCAAAGCCACCCAAUGACAGUAAUUGGCCCCAGUUGUGGAAUGGUGAGCACAAUCUCGAAGGAGAGAAUCACAGGUUGGAAUUGAAUCGCCAUGGAUGUGUAUUUAGUCCAAAUAUGAAUUUAGUUUAUGAAUCUAAUAGCCCCAUUUGGCCUCAACCUUCUUCUUCAUCAAUGGUGAAUGUCUCAUCAGGGACUUCAUCAUCAUCUGCGAUGAAUUAUCAUCAGAUGGAGCCCCCUUCAAACCAAAGUUUCUAUGGCAGCAACAACUACACACCCAUGUGGGCAGGUGCAGAGAAGAUUGUUGGCAUGAAGAGGCCAUGUCCCUUCUCUGUAGAGAAUCCACCAUGCCCCUCUUUCCCCUGCAAAUUUCCACCCGGCAUUGUUACUCCCAUCACCAGGUCAGCUGAAGCAGCUCCAUGUGAUGGAGCCAAAGCUGCCAUUGAAUCCCACAAACUAGUCUUCAGACAAGGUUCUUCAAGCUCGAAUCAUGUCAUUUCUGAGCUGAAUCCGAGAAAAGAUACUAGGGAAGACACGGAUUUGCGCGGAGAUUUGCUCACUCUGGCUCCUCCUACUGCAGCUCUUCCUCAUCCUAGUUCAAAACACAAGAACCGGUCGGUGUACCUUAGCCCACAUGGCCAAGGAUCAUCAGAGUUCCAAUCUUUACAGUUUCAAGGAAGAACUGAAGACCCUAUUCAGAAGACCUUUCAAACUUGGCAAGCAACAACCACAGCUACCAGCUGCAAUGGUGAAGAAGGGGAAAGCCUGGACCUAAAUCUGAAGUUGUAGAAGGUUUCAGCCCAACUCUUGUGGUAUUUUGGCAAGGCUCUGUUGCUGCUAAGGGAAGUAGAUAUGAAGAUACAUCAUGCCUUAUGCAAAAGUUGAGUAUGAAAGAGACCCUCCAAGCCAUGGCCAUGUGAGGGUGGUUAGUGAUAGAAGAUAAGAGAGGUGUAGACUUUUUCUUUUGGGAUAUCAUAAUGCUGUGCAUCGAAAGUUUGGUUAUGCCCCUGGGUUUUGGGAAUAGCUCUAAAUCCAGGCAUGAAUGAAGACUGUCCAAAGUCUCUCUCUUAUAUCCUCAUUUUUGAGUAAAAUAUGAAGCUUCUCCAAAAAUUAAAAAGCAU
This is a messenger RNA of Diospyros lotus (date-plum), 2131 nucleotides long. RefSeq lists its product as uncharacterized. Gene Ontology annotation, molecular function: DNA-binding transcription factor activity. NCBI's taxonomy places the organism in Eukaryota, Viridiplantae, Streptophyta, Magnoliopsida, Ericales, Ebenaceae. Bases 729 to 1799 code for a protein of 356 amino acids. The record is from RefSeq and is a predicted model, not a curated record. The transcript has 5 exons.